AUGAAUAAAAAAUUUCGUGGUGGCCGUUUGACACUUACCAAAGAUGGUACAAUAAGAAAACUUGAACUUGAAAAUGGUGGUGGUACUCGUUUUUGUACUUGGGAUGAUAACGAUAUGGAUUUCGAUACUGUUCAUCGUCGUCUUCUUAAUAUUUUCAAUUUGAACGAUUCGAAAUACAAAACAUCAUUAUAUGAUUUUCAAUAUCGUUUACUAGAUGUGAAUAAAUAUGAAAAUUUUUCUCAAUAUAUGAACACGUAUGGACUGAGUGCUAAUAGCACAGUAGUUUAUCUAUGUACUCAUGAAGUUAAUGAUGAAGAUGAACCACAAAGAAUAAUGACUAAAACAAAAGACAAAGUCACAAUGAAAACAACAACAACAAAACAAAAAGCAUCAACAUCAAUUAAAAAUGAAUGGCUCGUAGACAAUCAGCAAGCUUCAAGUCAACAGCCAUUAGAUCAAUCUUCAUUGGGUAAUCAAUUGAUAAUAUAUUAUCUAUAUGAUAAAGUUUUAUAUUUAGAAUAUUCAUUUGAAAAAUCAAGUAAUGAUUUAAUAAAAAAAGUUCGUGAUUUGAUUAAUCAAAAUAGUUUUGAUGAAAUCUUAAUUCAAUUAUUUCAAUAUGUAUGUAUUAUUCAUGGUUAUGUUUGUUCAACAAUUGAACUAUUAAAAGAAAAACUAAAACAAUCAAAUGAAAUUAUUCAGUUAAUGCAUCAAUCUGAAAUUGAAUUAUAUUCGAAUAGUUUUAAUGAUAUUAAUGAUGUAUGUCAAUCAACAAAAACAUUACUUAAGCUAAAUAAGAAACAAUUUGGUCAUAUUGAAAUAUUUUCAAUGAUGAAUAAGUCAUUUUCUCAAUUUUAUGAUCAUUUGAAGAGUCUUCACAAACAAUGGCUAGAAAAUGUUGAAAAAAAUAACAAAUUGAAUACAUCUUCAUCGAUUCAUUCGAAUGUUAAAUCGAUAUUUUCUUAUUCACAUACUCCAUCAUCAUCAUCAUCUCAAGAUCGUCUUGAAAUAAAUACAGAAGAUUCUAUAAAACAAUCCCAAAUAUUACCAAUGUCCGCUUGUCAAACAUUACCAUCAACAGAUUUAUUUAAACCAGUAUCUUCAUUACAAGAAUCAACUGAUGAAGAAACGAAAGAAAAAUCUGAUUUAUUUAAACUUGUUUUAAACUGCUCAAAUCACUUACUAAAUUUAUUACAUCCUCAACGUCUAUCAAAAUUUCGUGAAUUAGUUCUAUCAAUGAUUGGUGAUAUAGAAUCUGUACGAUCAACUAUAAAUUUACAUGACGAACAUUCAUUACGCUAUGCGGAAAGAGAAAUUUCAUCAAUAAGAAAUCAAAUUAAUAAGACAUUUAAUGAUCCGGAUAUUAAUAAUUCUAAAUGUGAAUUAGAUCAACAACUUGAUAUAUCACGUAAUAAGACAUUAAAAGCAAUAGAACUUUUAUUAACAUCUCUUACUCGUUAUCAAAUGCAACUCGGUCAAAACAAUCGAAAAGAAUAUUCAAAUUGGUCAUCACCACCUCGUGCAUUUAUCGAUCAAGAACAAUCUGAUAAUAGGCAAUCAAUACGAUCGAAUAAACAAAAAUUAUCAAAUCUUUAUGAUGAUGAUCAAAAUUCUGUUGUAUCAUCUUCAUUAACACAUGAUGGAAAUAGUUUGAAAAAUUUUCGAAAAAAACUUAAAUAG
This is a messenger RNA of Rotaria sordida, 1677 nucleotides long. Lineage: Eukaryota; Metazoa; Rotifera; Eurotatoria; Philodinida; Philodinidae. The record is from the annotation of a GenBank genome assembly.